Molecule: messenger RNA, 650 nt
Organism: Panicum virgatum (switchgrass)
Lineage: Eukaryota; Viridiplantae; Streptophyta; Magnoliopsida; Poales; Poaceae
Product: E3 ubiquitin-protein ligase MBR1-like
Exons: 3
Coding region: 127-441 (104 amino acids)
Molecular function (GO): ubiquitin protein ligase activity
Source: RefSeq, a predicted model, not a curated record
AGUGGUCUUUGAAUGUUGUUUACCACUCUUAAAGCGGGUAUGAAUUUCUUUAACCAUUCUACCUGCCCCGAGGCCUAAUUGGUCUCUUACGAAUCAAGAGCAUCAGCUGCUGACCCCCACAGAGACAUGAGACUGGACAUUGACAACAUGAGUUACGAGGACCUGUUGGCUUUAGGAGAAUUUAUGGGUAAUGUCAACACAGGCUUGGCUGAUGAAAAAAUUUUGAAGUGUGUGAGAGAAGUGGUCUGCUGCAGCUCUGACCAAACGCAAAACGAUCUAGAUGACCAAGAUGACGGGAGAUGUGUCAUUUGCCUGGAGGAUUACAAAGAUAAGGAUGUGCUGGGAACACUAAAAUGCAACCAUGACUUCCACGCUGAUUGCAUCAAGAAGUGGCUGCAGACAAAGAAUUCAUGCCCGGUGUGCAAAGCAGCUGCGGCUUAGGACACCAGUGGAGCACCAAUUGUGCUCCUCGAUCCAUUGAUUUUAGGCUCAGGUCAUAUUAUCCCAUUUUAUUCUUUCCCCCCUAGCAAUGUAAAUAAAUGCUAAGGUGAUGAAUCGAUUAUUGCAUGGGUUGCAGUAAGCCCAAAUUCUUUUGUUGUAGUGUAACAAUCAAGUUAAAGUAAAUUAACCAUCAAGUGGUUACAUGCUCA